UUGGAUCUAUCUAAAAUACAGCGUGAAGAGAUAGAGAUAGACAUCUCCGAGCAAACACAAACCACGUGACCCAACACACACUGAAGUCAGGUGACCUCCGUGUGACAGGUACAGUGUGUUGGAAGGAUGGAAUGAAAAGGACUUUGAGACAGUCUCAUUGGUUAUCAAUGCCGUACAGGGGAAUCAAGAAAAUACACCGAAUCCUUCCUCCCUACUCGCUCAAAGAUCCUCUUAUGCUUCGAAUCUUUUGGUUUUGGAUUCCAUUUUCACCUAAACACUCCCUCCUCGUCUUCUUAGCAUCAUUUGCGAGCACGCGACACCAAGACUAUCCUCCGAGUCCAAAGAACUCUUCCGAGUACAUGAAAAGGUGAUAGGGUAUGGAAUUUGCAACAAGAGCACCGAGGUUCAGACAGAGCAGACUUCCCCAGAGGUAUCCUAGAA
Molecule: messenger RNA, 441 nt
Organism: Eremomyces bilateralis CBS 781.70
Lineage: Eukaryota; Fungi; Ascomycota; Dothideomycetes; Eremomycetales; Eremomycetaceae
Exons: 1
Coding region: 132-371 (79 amino acids)
Source: RefSeq, a predicted model, not a curated record